This is a messenger RNA of Coregonus sp. 'balchen', 5213 nucleotides long. The record is from the annotation of a GenBank genome assembly. Lineage: Eukaryota; Metazoa; Chordata; Actinopteri; Salmoniformes; Salmonidae.
AUGGCAAUACUCACAGGUGAGUUUUUACCUGCUGUUCUCAGCAAAUUACAGAAGAAGGAAGUCAAAGAGGGACAUUGAAUUGUUUACAUAAGGACAGGGGAGAGUAAGGUGUCAGGGCUAUCAUCUACAUCUUCUAGGACUGUUGAUAACCUUGAUCUAACAAUUUGCUUCUGCAUAAUGUCAUCCUUUAAUUGACUGACUUCAUGGACUGCUGUUUGACUCAUAAUAAAAAAGGACACUCAAUUAAUUAUUUAUAAUUACCAUCAUUCGGGCAAGCCAACAUGUUUCCCUCUGAAGCUGUACAUUAAGCUGUAGGAGAGAAUGUAAACCACAAUAUGCUAACAUCUCAUCCAUUUACAUCAGUAGCCUUGAAAGUUAUUGGUACCAAUAUAAUAACUUGUCCUCUGACACCAAUGAACUGGGAUACAGUGACAGGAUCACUCCUGUCAUGUGCAUGUAACAUACAUUAUGAAGAAAUACCCAAAUCUGUUCUGUUGUUGUCUCUCUGGGGUCUUGUUAUGGUACCAGAUGGUUGCUGAGGUAAAAGAAAAUGUCACAUUCACCACAACGGUUGAUCCAGAGGAGAACGUGACCUCAAUGUAAUCAUCGUACCAUCACUCAUGACAACAUCAGGCCUGGAUAUGAAGACAGGAUCACUCUGGACAAAACCACUGGAUCUCUUGAACUCAGGGACCUGGCCCCGUUGACGGGUACAAAAUACAAAGUAAGCCUUUUCUUAAAGAAGGAUCACUGCUGAGUGGGGAAACAAGACUGGAGGUAUAUGGUAAGUACUACUGAUUUAGAUCUAGGAAAUGUAGGAAAUGGUUUUAAAAUAAAGUACACUUUCCCUCUGUGAUGAAAUCAGAAACAUCCAAGAAUCUGUAUAGAUUGUAUAUGUUCAGGCCAUGUGAGGGUGUAGCUGUUUGUCAUUUACAGUUUAAUGAGCUGCUGUUUCUCAAAUCCAGUCAGUUGUCUGGGCACAGUGCCAUUUCUCCACCUCAUUUGUUUCCAAUGAUCUCAUUCAUUUUAGUUAGUAGUGUAUGAUGAAACAAUGUGUUCAGAAAAGGUACAUUCUUCAGAAAUUGUCUUCUACGCAAAGAGAAGGUAGUUAUUAUGUUUUUAACCCACAGAGCGAGUCUGCAACAUGGUGAUAACUCCCUAUAACACAGAUUUAGUGGAGUUCAACAGCUAUGUCAGUUUGUCCUGCUCCUCCUCUGCCUCCUCCCUUUCUUACCGCUGGCUGAAUGGCAGCUCUGAGGUCACAGCCAGUGAUGGAGUUCAGCUUGUUGAUGGAAACUCUCACCAUAGUCAGUGUGACCUGGUAUGACCCGGGACCAUUCAGCUGUACCGUGUUCAACCCAAUGAUGUGUAUGAACCCUGGAUUAUUGAUGCCAUGUAAUGGCCAAUGAGAGGCUUUGAAUCCACCUGCCACCAUAUUGGAACUCCUCAGAAGGAGUAAUCCUCCAUAGGAAUGAAUGGAAAUCUACAGUAUUUCAAUAAAAUGUUUCAAGGACAAAAUUACAUGUAUUUAAGUAUUUAUUUGUUGUAGUGGAGACAGUAACCUUAGUACUCUCCCAAAAAAUUCCUUUAAGUAAUAUGUUUUAUAUACUUUUUUGUUGUUGUUCAAUUCACAUAAUAUAAUUUAAAAGUAUGCAUUAAGGUGUCUGAAAUAGAAUAUACUUGUCAAAAAUGAAUGUAGACAAUAAUAAAUGGAUUUAUAUAGCUUCCAAAAUAUGUUUUACUAUGGAGGAGUACCAAAAUGCCUGCGCAAUGGUUUCAAAACAGCGGCCCCCUUGUCAGUCAUCUAGGAUUAAUACAUAUAAUUGGUUCGACCCCGUCAGUAAUGGAACCAGCCAGCCUCUAACCCUCACUAUCAGCUGUGAGUCCAUUUUCUUUAACAAACUGUAUGCAACUGUAUGUUUUAUCCAAUUACUCCUCAAGUUAUUCUACAGGCUCAUAUGACCUACACUUGUUGAACACUAUAGCUGGUUGAAUUUUGCCUCUUGGUCUUGACCAUGACAUUGAUUGGACAUUGAUGUUUUAUUGGGCUUACAAUGGUUUUCAAAUGUGUCGCAUAAGGUUCAGAAAACACCACAAUGAAGGUGACCCCUUUAGAUAACCCCUCUAGACCCCUUUAGGGCGGCAGGUAGGCUAGUGGUUAAGAGCGUUGGGCCAAAAGGUCGAAAGGUCGCUGGUUUGAAUCUGUCGAUAAUUUAAAAGUAGAUGUACUGUAUGGAUCAGGGUCAGAACAAACAUGGUGGAUAAAUGAAGAUGUCUUACUCAUGCAGUUUACCAUUGGAAAAAAUGGUCAAGGUUCCUGUCUGUGUAGAUGGGCCCGUGUGGCGGGGGCAUAAGUAGACCAGAGUGGCCCCACCCUGACCUAAAACAAAUGAGGUAGUGGGGUGUCUCGCUUCGCUAAUGUCUCUGGUCAGACCUCACUAUGUCCUGCUCAACAGAGUUCAGUCCUUCUGCCCAGCUCACCAUCAAGUUUGAUUAUUUAAUCAGCUGUGUACUGUAGGGUAAAAAACCAAAACGUGCACCAAGGGGUUGCCCCAGGACUGAGUUUGUGAAACCCUGCAAUAAGGGAUCGCCAGUUUCUCAUGGUGUGAACAACAUAAUUGAAAAGCCUUUGAGAAAGAUGCAGACAUACAUUUCCCACACACAUCUCUGAAUAACUCUCACACUAAUGUCACACCACCACUGCAUAGAUAGGAAAAGGCCCCCUAUAUGGCCGUAGUGGCCAGUUACAGAGUGCAAGCCCAGAACGUGUCAAAACUUCAGUAUACCAAACCACACACACUAGAGAUGACAAUGCCCAACCCUGCCCAUAACACCCAUUGGACUGACAAGGCUAUCCAAAUAUUUGUUGAUAACUGCUUUAAUGUCUAGUUUUCAUAGUAAACCAAAAUUGAAACUAAGAAAGUGAGACAACAACGAUCUCACCUAAUAGCUUGGUAACUUAACAAUAAGUAAAUGUCAACAAUAUGAUGAUUUUAAGAUAAAUAACUUAGGUAACCGAUUGAGAGAUUGUUUUACGGCUAGGAAUUAUUGGACAUUCACAUGUUGUGGGGGGAUAGAGGAAAUCUGCCCUCAAUUCUUCUUAAACCUGCACUAUCUGAUGAAAGAAAGGCCACCUUAUGGCCUUAUGCCUUACAGAGUGCAAGAGACGGCACAACUUCAGUGAAAUCACAACCUUGUCAUCCUACUCUAGAAUGACAAUUACCAACCUGACUGUGUAGUUUUUGUUUAUUUAGGCAGUUUCAUUAAAGAUAUUACACACAUUUGUAAAAUUGAUCAGCAUUGGCACAUUCUAGAACCGUAUGGUCAAUUUAAUAUAUAAAUCUGUUCUUUAGUUUGGUCUUUCCACCAUCAGAGUCAGUAAAUCAUCAUCAACAAGAAACCGCAUGAUAACACCCGUGUGAAAUUGUAUAUAAUCAUAGAAUAAAUAUAUCUGUGUUUGCUAAUCUCUUUUGUGUACUUUAUCAGUUUGAAACAAAACUUUAAUAAAGUAAUUACACGAUACGUAAACUGAUAAGCAUGUGGGAUGUAAUGUUAACUAUGAUGUAUAUCAUCAAAGUAUUUAUAGAACACUGUAUUGUGAAGUGUGGAGUCAAAGAAGGAAGCUGGAGUAAUGUAUUGCUUUACAUGAUUGAAAAACAGAAUUAAUAAUAACGAUUACUUUUCUCCAUCAACUGUUGUUCUUUGUGUCAAGUGUGACCAGAGUAUGUUGAUAUGACCUAAUUACAUUCAGUUCAUUCAUUCAUACAAAGCUGGGUGUUGGUUCUAAAGUGACCCUACAGUGAUGUCAAUGUUAGAGAAGGAGUAUAAAGCACUAACUUUUAUUAGAUAUAGAAUAUAUAAUCUAUUAUCAGAAAAUACCUCAAGACCAAAGUCCACGUUUAUCAGUCAAAGCUUCCAAAGCAAUAGAGGGCAACAGGCUCAGUGAAUGUAACCCCUCCCCCACAGCUUCCUUAUUAGUAUUAGUGGAGGUGGAUUGUAGUGUUCCAAUAGUGGAGUUUGGUCAUUUGUUCCUUCAUGCAGUGAUGUAACUCAUGAAAACAUUUUAUCUCAAUAUUUCAUUUCAGGUUUUGGUGUCACUGUAGACCGCUUUAUUGAAGCCCUGUCUCCUAUGUAAUACUUAUUUGUAGAGACAGAAAUACAGUCUGAAUCACAGACAUUUGAUACAGAAGAGAUGGUGGCAGCUGCAGUCGUCUUUCUUACCAUGGGAAUACUCUCAGGUGAGACCUUAUCUGCUGCACUCAAUAAAAUACAGCCACACAUAGGUUCACUAAAAGCACCAACAUGGGGUCAAUUUUGACACCAAGGGGUAAAAAAUGUCAUUAUUUCCAAACCCUUUCACGAUCCUUCUGAAAUUUUAGGACCAUCAAUUCUGUGUUAAUGUAAUAUAUUCUUCUCCUCUCCCAUGACAGUAGGAAUUGUCCUUCAAUAAAUAGCAGGUUCUUUGUCAAUAGUCAUAGACGUAGUUUCAAUUAUGUUUCAUAUCCAUCUCUAAGGGCAUACACAUUUAAUUAAAUGUUUAACGGAUUGCUGUCAGACCUUGUCCAUAGAUGGCUUACAUGGUAAAGAAUCCAAUAUGUCAUUUAGUAAUUUGGGUGAACUAUCCCUUUCAGGUGGGUGACAAAUGCUUGCUUAAUAUUUGCUCUCACAAAAUAUAGUUAUUUCCACUAUGGCACAGUGGCUCCAAUAGUGGCCUUCAAAAAUGUUCUUGAUAAAAUAAUUAUUUUAUAAGAGCGUUUAAGAACUUAUUUGAAAAUGUUUCCACUUAUGUCUUUGAUUACAGCAUUUUGUGUUUGUUUUGGAGACAUGAUAUCAAGCCCUGUUGUUGUUUCCUCAGGAUAUUGUGCUGGUCUAGAAGUGCUUCCACCUGGACCUGUGAAUGGAACAUUGGGAGGAAAUGUGAUUUUCAAAAACCACCAUCAAUCCAACCACACUUAGUGCAAUCUCUGGACAUUUGGUGAUCCCCCUGUCACCAUGUUGACUUUCUCAGUUCUGAAGGUCCUGUGAUCAGAGCGGGAUAUGUUGGUAGGAUCAGUCGGGACAAUAGCACUGGAUCUCUGGAGCUCAGGAAACUGACCCUGGCUGACAGUGGAGAAUACAGAGUGAUCAUAGGAGAGUCUGAUUUUAUGCAGUUGGCAGAUACUUCACUGAAUGUUUAUGGUGAGUACCCCCUGAGUUCCAAAAGAUGUCACUGA